AUGUCUACCGCCACAGAGUUAAUGCAAGUUAACCGCGAUGCUGAAUCAAAUAUCAACACAUCAAAUUCAAACAAGAAAAAACCAUUGUGUCAAGCAUUCAAGGAAACUUUCAUCGAAUAUUCGGGGAAUACCGCAUUACAUGGAGUUCCAUAUUUUAGCCAACAACGGCCUUUGCGGGAGAAUAUAUUUUGGCUGUGCGUUAUAUUUUUAUCCCUUUUCUAUUGUGUGACAUCUGUCAUGCAGACAUUUGGAAAAUGGAAAGAUCGUCCAGUAAUCGUGAGUUUUUCGGAAAGUUCUGUGGAUAUAUCGAAAAUACCAUUUCCAGCUGUUACCAUUUGUCCGGAAACUAAGCGGCCAUUGAAUAAAGGACCCAGUUUUAAUGCUUUAUAUUCACAACUCAAAUCGAUAGAUGCAUUUUCCGGCAACUCCAACAUAACCUCAAAAGAAUUACGUGAUUUUCUAACACUAGCCCAAGUAUGUGAUUUGGAUUAUCUCAAUGAUGGCAAGGCGGAUGGUAGUGUUGAAAUCGAUUUAACCAAUUUACAAUAUCCCCCUCUCGAUUAUAUGGCAAUACUUAGUGAAAUGGCGCCCGAUUUGAGUAUGAAUAACGAAGGACACUUUUGGUCCUCGAAUCCAAUGAACAUUACACAUUUAUAUACGAAAAUCUAUACGGAAGAAGGUGUCUGUUAUACAUUUAAUGGUUUAAAUGCCACCGAUUUAUAUCGUGAGAGCACAGUGCAAUAUCGCACAAUGGGUUUACAUAGUUCCAUUGAAAAUACCGAACUAAUAAAUCGUACAUUAGCAUGGUCUUUGGAACAGGGUUAUGCUGUUAAUAGCCCACUUAAUACAUACCCGGCCAGGGUUGUGAGCUGUGGCAGUAGUGCUGGAUUGAGAUCUGCAUUAUUUAAUCUAAAAGAAAAUAAUGACUACACAUGUCGCGGCCCAACCCAGGGUUACAAACUGAUAUUACAUUCACCCGAUACUGUGCCUUCGGUAUCAAAGAGAUUUGUACGCAUCGAUAUGGGUAAGGAAGUUUCGAUUGCAGUGAAACCAAAACUAAUGCAAACCUCAAGCGAUAUUGCCAUCUAUUCGCCGCAAAAACGUCAAUGUUAUUUCGAACAUGAACGGCCCUUGAAAUUCUUUAAAAUCUAUAAUGCGGAUAAUUGUGAAUUGGAAUGCCUGACCAAUUACACACUCCACAAAUGCGAUUGUGUUCGAUUCUCAAUGCCACAUACUGCCGAUAUGCCUAUUUGUAAUUUAGAUGCAAUUGAGUGUUAUAAAACAGCCGAAGAGGAAAUGUUGUUCAAUAAAUUUAAGGCGUAUCAGGAUAAUCAGGAUGACGGUAAACUGGUGACACAAUGUAAUUGCCUACCAUCCUGUACUUCGCUGGAAUAUGAUAUGCAAAUCUCGAAGGGUCAUUUGGAUGUGAAGAAGACAUUAAUGGCUUUAUUAAAUAUGGACACUUGGUUGGAUAUUAUGCCCGAUAUUGAAUUGUCUCUCAUUUCGAUUUAUUUUAAGAACAACCAAUUUAUUGCCACCAAACGUUCGAAGCUAUUUAGUUUUUAUGAUUUGCUAUCAAAUUGUGGUGGUAUUGGUGGUCUAUUUAUUGGUUUCUCUCUCUUGAGUAUAGCUGAGAUUAUAUUUCAUUUUACUAUGCGUCUAUGGGCCAAUUGGAAGGCUAAAAAGGAAUAA
This is a messenger RNA of Musca vetustissima, 1692 nucleotides long. Its product is annotated as pickpocket protein 28-like. Gene Ontology annotation, cellular component: membrane. Gene Ontology annotation, molecular function: ligand-gated sodium channel activity. The transcript has 2 exons. Bases 1 to 1692 code for a protein of 563 amino acids. The record is from RefSeq and is a predicted model, not a curated record. Lineage: Eukaryota; Metazoa; Arthropoda; Insecta; Diptera; Muscidae. Gene Ontology annotation, biological process: sodium ion transmembrane transport.